AGGCUAGUUGACAAUUUGGUAGCAUUACAAAAAUUUAAUUAUUGAAGACUUCUUUGUUUAUUUUGCUCAUAAUGGGAAUUUGUGCCAAUAUUUUCAGCAUUUUCAUUGUGAAUGUCAUUGUUUCUACGUUGAAAAAAGUUUAAACAGAUAAUGAAAUACAAAACCUCAGGAGACUAUAGGAGUCGCCAAUAAAUCGGAAUUGUUCCAUACAGGUAUUAUUGUACUUGUAUUGUUAUUUCUCAAAGAUUGAUUGGCGAUAUAAAGGACUUUAAUUGUGUGUUACGAGAGUGUAUAUAAUUAUACCAUACUUUAAAUUGUCGCUCAAGCGGGUUUUUAAAAAAAUUAAAUUAUGCAAGACAAGCGAAAAUUGUUAAACGGCUGAAAUAAGUUAAGUUUUUCUUCUUCUCCCUGCUGCGGACAUUUUGUGGAUAACGGAAGAUAAAUCGAAAAGGAAGGGGUAUAAAGUAGAAGGACCUAAGAUGAUGAACGCAUACAAUAUGGACGCUUCUAGUCCGCCAAUUCUGUUCCAUGGUUCCUCAAGACGCAAGGAAAAGGAAUUCUGGGAAACAAUUAAAAGUCACCUGAUAUACAAAGGUUUUUAUGACAAAUUUCCGACUCCAAGACUUUUACGUGAAGCACAAGAAGAGUACAGAAGCAUUCACCUGGAACCGCCCCUAGAUGCCACAGGCAAACCACUCCCAUAUCCGGCACUUACAAAUAAAGCCGAAAUCAUAAACCGAGAUGCCAUUGAAACUGUAGACUGUCAUGCAUUAGGGGCACCAAGAGUCUUGGCGUAUGAAGACAUGUACAAACUUGUUAAAUACCUGACAGGUGAAUGUAACAACGAUGUAGAGAGACUUCGUGCUAUUUUCCGCUGGAUAGCUUCACAAAAUCUUAAACAGUGGCAUGACGAGGUGUCCUUUAACAGGGAUUCGGCAGCGUAUUACCUUGCAAGAAUAAGGGCAAAGAAGGCCAACCAUAACCAGCUGCUACAACGCAUGUGCAGUUUGGCGAAUAUUUACUGUGUGAAGAUACGCGGUUAUGUGAAAGGUGUUGACUAUGGGCUAGGCCACGAGCUAACUGAGUGUGAUUCCACGUGGACAGCUGUGCUUGUAGACGGAUCUUGGCGCCUUCUCGAUGUAUACUGGGCCACGUGUCAUCGCGUGCACUCCGGAGAUAGUUCAUGGGAGCUGAUAGAUGAUGGUCAAAGUGAUAUCUCAUCAUUAGCUUCGACACCACGUGGAACUCCAAAAAUAUCGAAGACAGAAUACGCCUAUAAUGACUACUAUUUCUUAACAGAUCCAGAACAGUUUAUCUACUCUCACUUCCCCAUCGAUGAGAAGUGGCAACUUCUGGCAAGGCCAGUCACCCUCGAAGAAGCCAAGCGGAUGGCACUGUUAAAGAGGAACUUUUUCAGCAUAGGAAUGGAUAUAAUUUCACAUCCACGUUACGUUAUUGAAUGCGAUAACGGUGAAGUACAGGUUACAUUUGCAACUACAAGCGACGUCAAGACGAAUUUCAAGUACGAACUUUAUGUUGAGUCGGACGGAGGAAGUCUUGAGGAAUUACACAACCUAAGUUUGGACAGAUACGUAUUCUUGGAGAAGGUUACAAAGGAAGGCCUUCUAAACGUUAAAAUGCGAUUUCCUGCGAUUGGAAAAUACAAGCUCAAGAUUCUUGCCAAGGAAUAUGACGAGCGAUCAUUCUAUUACACCGUGACGUACAUCAUUGACGUCUUAAGUCCAAUGGAUAACUGUCGACCUUUACCUAAAAAUGAAAGAGGAGAAUGGGGUCCUGGUUUGGAAACAGAAGAACUUGGUCUUGAACCAAUCACGCACGAUUCUGGAGAGGUCCCGACCGAUGAUGGAAAGGCUGAAGUAAGAUUUGGAAUGUCUAAAGCUGUAGAAUUUAAACACAAACUUGUUACAGGAGACGAUCAAGAACUUGCACACAGAGUUAUACAUCGAGUGGAGAAUUCCGAAGCUGUUUUUAACAUUAGAGUUCCUGAUGAAGGCGAAUAUGCCUUUAACGUGUAUGCCCGAGAAGAAGGGGAGAAAGGUGAAUACCCAAAUGUGUGUAAUUAUCUGUUGAAAUGUGAUGAGGAACCCGAAGAUAAACACGCCUUUCCUGACGUAGGUUCGGACAAACUUGGACCAACCCCUGCCUUUGCAGAUUUUGGUAUGAAAAAUAUUUCUAUCAUGCCUGCCCUGAUGUUAGCACCAGUUACUGGGGAAGUCACUUUACAGUUCAAACUGUCUCACGAAGCAGUCUUUAUACCGGAACUAUUGUUACACAACGAUGAUGGGUCCAAGUCGGAUUUCUCAGAAUACACCAUGUGGGAUAUUUUAGCCGGUGUUGCAACUUUUUACAUCACCCUUCCUAGAGUGGGAAUGUAUAGCCUUGCAAUAAGGGCUAAGCCAUCUGUCGAUGCAGAGCAUUUUACUCCAGUUUUCCAUUCAAUUGUAGAUGCCAUCAUUCCAAAGAAACAAUGCCUGCCUUGUCCACAACAGUCUAUUGAUUGGCCUGCUGAGUGCCACGUGCUGAAACCACUUACUGGCGUUCUUGCAGCGCGAGAAAUGAUUCAUUUUGAAAUUGAUUUUCCAAAAGCAUACGAGCUAAUUGCAACAAGUGGUAAUGGCUCGAAGCUCCUGAAAAGGAACUCGACUGGCCUAUGGGAAGGAGAGGUAUUGGCAGGAAACGAGGACUCUGUGGUAACAAUAUCAGUACGAUAUAGUGAAAGAGACGAAUAUCACUAUAUCCUAACAUACAAGGUCAUAGAUAGAGAUGAGAUUGUAGGUGAGCGACUUCGUCAGUUAGAUCGUUACAAAGACGCCGUGGCGAGGGCUGAAGCAAUGCGAGAAGCUGGCAAGUUGCCAAUGAACUUUGACUGGUCUAAACUGGAGGAUAUGAACGAUGAUGAACUGGAGGAGUUGCUCGGUGUUUGGGAGAACACGAAAUGUACGCAAACUGUGUUAACAUUGCUCACUGCCGAUCUACAGCUUACCAGCCAAUACUUGUAUUACGGGGAGUGAUACAGAAAUCGGAAAACAAAGUAUUCGGAUAAUAAAGUAUUCGGAUAAAGAA
Molecule: messenger RNA, 3084 nt
Organism: Ruditapes philippinarum (Manila clam)
Lineage: Eukaryota; Metazoa; Mollusca; Bivalvia; Venerida; Veneridae
Product: kyphoscoliosis peptidase-like
Exons: 10
Coding region: 480-3032 (850 amino acids)
Source: RefSeq, a predicted model, not a curated record